AUGUUUGACCCAACAGACUGUGGACGAGGACAGAGGAGAGAGGAGAGAGGACAGAGGACAGAGGAGAGAGGAGAGAGGAGAGAGGACAGAGGAGAGAGGAGAGAGGACAGAGGACAGAGGACAGAGGACAGAGGAGAGAGGACAGAGGAGAGAGGACAGAGGACAGAGGAGAGAGGACAGAGGAGAGAGGACAGAGGAGAGAGGACAGAGGAGAGAGGAGAGAGGAGAGAGGACAGAGGAGAGAGGACAGAGGACAGAGGACAGAGGACAGAGGAGAGAGGACAGAGGAGAGAGGACAGAGGACAGAGGACAGAGGACAGAGGAGAGAGGACAGAGGAGAGAGGACAGAGGAGAGAGGAGAGAGGAGAGAGGAGAGAGGACAGAGGACAGAGGAGAGAGGACAGAGGACAGAGGAGAGAGGACAGAGGAGAGAGGACAGAGGAGAGAGGACAGAGGAGAGAGGAGAGAGGACAGAGGAGAGAGGACAGAGGAGAGAGGACAGAGGAGAGAGGACAUGACAAAAGGAUUGACAUGUGCUGUGAUGCUGUAUCGGACUGGUGA
Messenger RNA from Knipowitschia caucasica, 561 nucleotides. NCBI's taxonomy places the organism in Eukaryota, Metazoa, Chordata, Actinopteri, Gobiiformes, Gobiidae. The record is from the annotation of a GenBank genome assembly.